UGGAACAGGAUUUCGACUUUAGAUUGUUUCAAGAACAUAAACCAAUUCAAAUAAUUAUUACCGACCUAAUUAGCAUGAAGUAUUUUCAUCUGUUCUGCUUAUUUGCUAUUUCACCAAACCUUUUAUGUGCUCUAUUGGUAGUGAAAAGCGCUGAGCCCUUAGAAACAUUUAAUGAGCUCUUCUUCAGGAAACACGGCUGGCUAGGUGCCGACGGUAUUUAUUCUUGUAAAAUAUCGGAUAACUUAUCAAUUUGGCAUUUUGCGGAUACGUUCAUAGGGGAUAGAAUCGAAAAUAAAAGGACUGAUUGGACAUUGAUUCGAAAUAGUGUUGGGAUUGAGAAUGUUCAUCAAACCUUGUCUUCGUUUAAUUUCUACUGGACAACUCAGAAUAGUCUAACCGAUUCAUUUUAUCUACCUCCGGACGGCAAAGGAUGGUUGUGGCCAAAGGCCAUGGUGUACCAUGAAAACAAGCUUCAUAUUUUCUUAACACAACUCGAGAAUUGGGGUCCAAAUCCAGCUUGGGACUAUGGUCCUAUAGCUGCAUGGACUGCGGUUGUAGAGAAUCCAACUGACACGCCGACCGAUUGGAAAAUCAGAUAUACGAGGACACCUUUCAUUGAACGUUCCCAGCAAAGGAAUAUUACAUUCGACACCUCGAUUUUGCGACAAGAUGAUUAUUUUUACAUUUAUGGUUUCAGUGAGUCUACUGAAAACGAAAAAAAUAUCCGCGACUUAAUAACGUCAAGGGUUAGGGUUAACCAAUUUCUCGAUUAUGGGUCGUAUGAGUUUUACAAUGGUACGAAUUGGGUAGUUAAUUUCACAGACGCUAGUUCAUUGUUCAAUGCUGCAGGGGAAUUUUCAGUACAUUAUGACAACCGAUUACAACAAUAUCUGGCAGUUUACUCCGAUAGUUUUCCCAGUUCGGAUAUACUAGCCAGGACUGCGACAACACCAUCAGGUCCAUGGUCAAAACCAAUAAAACUUUACUCAGUUCCAGAAAUGAUCGGUAAAUCAAACAAAUUCUGCUACUCGGGAAAAGCCCAUCCUCAAAUGAGUGGUCGAAAUCAUUUGGUGGUGAGUUACGUUUGUAAUUCAUUUGUCAUGAAUGAGGUGAUUGAUGAUGCAACGAUGUAUAUGCCGAAAUUUGUUCGAAUAAAUUAUCAACUUCUUUAAA
Bradysia coprophila is the source of this 1173-nucleotide messenger RNA. RefSeq lists its product as uncharacterized. The record is from RefSeq and is a predicted model, not a curated record. Lineage: Eukaryota; Metazoa; Arthropoda; Insecta; Diptera; Sciaridae.